CAAUUUCUUUCAAACUGCACUAUGGAGGGCUCUUGGUAUCAUGCUGCGAUUGCGGCCGCAACACUUUGCGUCUUAGGAGCAAAUGGUCAAGAGGAAGUCGCAGCUCGACGAUGCGGAUGUUUGGAAGUGCCUGUGAAUGGUCCUCCAAGACGGGAGAACUUCUGCAGAUGGAAAGUGACCCCAAGCUCUUUACUGUACAGAGAUUGGCACUGCGUGUGCAGGCCCGGCAUGGUUCGCAAUGCAUGGGGUGAUUGCAUCACCAAGCAUGAGUGCAAGAGCUGCAAGUGCUUCUGGUACAAGGACUUCAACGUGUGCGGGCGUGAGUGCCCCUUGAAGUGUGGCGAGUCCGUACGAACAACAUGCUCCCAAGAUUGUGCCUUCGGCUGCGACUGCCCUCCGGGACGCAUACGGACAUCAAGCAAGACGUACUGUGUCACUACCAGCCAGUGCACUCCUAUAUGCCCUGCGAAUUCGAGGUACACGUCGUGCUUGUCCAAUUGCGCGCCAAAGUGCGGCAAACGACAACCGCCAAACUGCGUCACGCGUUGCCGCAGAGGCGGCUGCGCCUGCAACGAGGGUUACGCCGAGGCGGACCAAGGUGGAGUCUUGAUCUGCGUGCCCCUACAAGAGUGCUCUAAAUACGCACCGACGGUGACGCCGUUCCCAACUACGGAAACAGGUGGCGUGGGCGGUCGCCCAGGUUGGGGCACUGGACCCACAGUUCCAGCACCAGUCCCUAGUGCUCCGGUUUCCCCACCAGGUGCAGAAGGAACAAUUCCAUCGGGUAGACCAUCUCACGAGACCACUGGACACGGCAAUGGUGGCGGAAUUUCUGGAAUGCCACCGGUGGUACAACCGCAAGCUACCCCUGCAUCUCCACCAGGCGGACAUGGGGGUAGUUCACCGGCACCGGCAUUCCCACAAAUCCCGCAAGGCACACCACCGCAAGUUACCACAACACACCAAACAGGAGGAGGAAUGCCCUCCCAACCAAACCAACCUUCGCAUGUUUCAACAGAAUAUCGGCCCUCUGUUGGUGCUGCCCCAGCAUAUACGACGAAUAUUUCCGGGGUUUCAACUGCAGUGGUGUCAGGUGGAAGUCAAGGAUACGGCACACCGUGUGUUCCUCGAGGUCAACCGUGUAAUACAUACCGCUUUAGUGUCACUAGCCCGCGGCCGUGCCGGUUGUGUUAGCGUACCGCAGCCAUUGCUUUCCUGUGUUAUACAUAUGUUGGUGCAUUACCUCUUUCAGAGAGUUCGAAUAGAUGUGCGCACAAAUAAAACGUACGCCUGCAAUGGCGUAAUACCUGCUAUUGCUUCAUUAGGCUCUGGGACCCUGAGUAUUCAUGCCAUGGCAAAGAGAAUUCAAAAAUAAAAUUGCAACUAUAUAUUCA
Messenger RNA from Rhipicephalus microplus (southern cattle tick), 1394 nucleotides. RefSeq lists its product as uncharacterized. Lineage: Eukaryota; Metazoa; Arthropoda; Arachnida; Ixodida; Ixodidae. The record is from RefSeq and is a predicted model, not a curated record.